AUGACACAUUGGAUGCGAUUUGGCCCAUACAGUGAUUUGUGCGGGCCAGCUGAUAUAGAAAUCGAGCAGGAAAAUUUAUGGCGCUUUUUCUCGCAAGUGCAUUCCAUCUAUCACGAUGAAGAUUUCUACUAUCUCGCUUUAUACUUCCGAAGUGGACCAGUACUCAACCAGUGCUUGGAGUAUUCCGGAAAGAAGUUCACUCACGGCUCCGGUGGCCGUUUAGCUCUCGAUGUACUACAGAUCAUACGUGCAACUCACAACUUGGGCUACCUCGUGCGUUCACUCAACUUGGAGAUGUUUCACUUUGAUGCUUGCUCUCGCCAUCUCUUCAUGGCCGACUUAUCGACUAUACGGAAAGUAAGAGACAAUUUUGCUGCUUGA
Messenger RNA from Cooperia oncophora, 381 nucleotides. The record is from the annotation of a GenBank genome assembly. Lineage: Eukaryota; Metazoa; Nematoda; Chromadorea; Rhabditida; Trichostrongylidae.